GAUGAAAAAGCAUAAUUUUAUUAGGUUGAUGUGUUAUGUACAUUUUUAUGUAUUUCAAAUUUAGGCUACAUCUUUUCAUAGCGUCUUGAAUAUUUUCGAUUUGUAUGGAAUCUAAGAACUAAAUAUAACAACAACAAAAACUAUAAAAAUACUCUAUAAGUAAAAUAAUGAUUUAUUUGAAAUUGCUUGUUUGAGAAAUUUUAUUUUGAUACGAUAAUUAUUUUUUAACAAAUUUACUUUUGUUAAAUAAAUCAAAUAUUUAUCGUGUACAUUUGUUGUGACUAAAAUGCCUGUGGCAAUGAAUCGAAGACGUGUUAGUAAUUUUACUUAUGUCAGUCCCUGUGUGAAAUAUAUGAUUUUUCUACUAAACUUUUUAUUCUGGUUAUUUGGUGGUUUAUUGGUGGCUGCUGGUACUUUUGCGUUUUAUGAAAAAUGGAACACCAUGGGUUCCAUCAAGUUGAACACAUUCUCAGAUGUUAUACUAAAUAUUUCAUUGGUCUUGAUCAUAGCUGGACAAAUUAUAUUCAUUGUUAGCUUUGCUGGAUGUAUAGGUGCCCUACGCGAAAAUACUACAUUACUUAAAUUUUUGUCUUUCAAAAAUAUUGCUGCUCAGAUUGCAAAUAUUUAUGGCAUUGAUCAAAAAUUAUUACCAAAAUUAAACUGUAGUUCAAAAAAGUCAUCCUGUUCCAUUAAAGAUGAGAUUAUUUUUAAACAACUUGGUUGUUAUGAUUAUUUACUUAAUUUACAAACCAAGACUUCAUUAUUCACUAAUGAUAUAAAUCCAAUAAAUGAUAAUCAAUUUCAAUUUUAUAAACAAUUUGUUUUUGUUAAUAGAGACCAAAUACUAAACUUAAUGUAUAGCACAAUAGAACAGGCAAAUAAUAGUGCUUGGAGGUUGCAUAGACAAACUAGACUCUCAGCCAGUUCUAAAGCUCAUCAGAUAAAUACAAGACGUAAUCGAAAUGAAGAAUUAGCUGAACGAUUUGUUAAAGAUAAAAAAAUUAUAGGAAAUGGAUUAAAAUAUGUAGAAUAUGGAAUGAGAAUGGAAGAUUUUGCUAUUAAAAAGUAUUCAGAUAUAUAUAAUGUUCAUGUUAUAAAAUGUGGCUUGGUUAUACAUCAAAAACAACCUUGGAUAUGUGCAAGCCCAGAUGGCUUAGUUGUCAGUAAAAAUAAAAUAAAAAAGUUAUUAGAAAUAAAGUGCCCAUAUACUUGUAAAGAUACUUUGUUGAUUAAAGAAGAUGAUGGACAUUUAAGAGUUCCAUACUUGCAAUAUAAUGAUAAGAAAACUAUUAUUCUUUUAAAAAAAAAUCAUAAUUAUUUUUCACAAUGUCAAAUUCAAAUGUAUUGUACUGGAUUAGAUGAAUGUGAUUUAUUUAUUUGUACUAAACAAGACUGCAUAACUAUUUCUGUUAAAAGAGACAAUAUAUUUCUUGAAAAACUAGUCAAGAAAAUGGAACAUUUUUAUUUUAACUACUACUUACCCGAAUUAACAAAAGUCAAUUCAUAAUUUUAAAUUUUUAACGAAUAAACCCAUUUAAAUUUUAAU
Messenger RNA from Sipha flava (yellow sugarcane aphid), 1546 nucleotides. Its product is annotated as tetraspanin-33-like. Lineage: Eukaryota; Metazoa; Arthropoda; Insecta; Hemiptera; Aphididae. Gene Ontology annotation, biological process: protein maturation; protein localization to plasma membrane. The transcript has 3 exons. The record is from RefSeq and is a predicted model, not a curated record. Gene Ontology annotation, cellular component: membrane. The coding region runs from base 287 to 1507 and encodes 406 amino acids.